This is a messenger RNA of Closterium sp. Naga37s-1, 486 nucleotides long. The record is from the annotation of a GenBank genome assembly. NCBI's taxonomy places the organism in Eukaryota, Viridiplantae, Streptophyta, Zygnematophyceae, Desmidiales, Closteriaceae.
AUGAUUCACUUCGUGCUCCUCAUUAGCCGGCAAGGGAAGGUCAGGCUGGCAAAAUGGUAUUCCGCGUACUCUCAGAAGGAACGGACGAAGAUCACGCGGGAGCUGUCGGGAACGAUACUCAGCAGACCGGCUAAGCUGUGCAAUUUCGUGGAUUGGAGGGGUUACAAGGUUGUUUACAAGCGGUACGCGAGCCUGUACUUCUGCAUGUGCGUGGACAUCAACGACAACGAGCUGGAAACCCUCGAGAUCAUCCACCACUACGUCGAGGUGCUCGACCGCUACUUCACCAACGUCUGUGAGCUCGAUCUCAUCUUCAACUUUCACAAGGCAUACUAUAUACUAGAUGAAAUCCUCAUAGCAGGAGAGCUACAAGAGUCGAGCAAGAAGUCCGUUGCAAGAGUGAUAGCGGCUCAGGACACGUUGGUGGAGACAGCGAAGGAGCAGGGUGGUAGUUUGUCCUCCAUCAUUGCUCAAGCAACACAGUAG